GAUUUUCAGUUCUCAUCGACCCUGUGUAGACAAAACUUCGUAAACAUAAGAGAGCGCGAUUUGACAUUAUUCAAAUAUUUUUAGAAGAAAAAUAUUUUUCACCCUGGAAACAUCUCCGAUAUUUAGGGAAUACGCCGGUAUUAUUUUUAUCGGCGUCGAUUAUUGCACUCGCAAUAGCCCGAGUCGACGGAGGUGUCGGGUACAAUGGCUGUACAACUCCUGCAGGAGGGAUAUAGGAAAUUUGAGGAAGUGAAGAAGAGUACUUUAGCUGGUGCAAUGAUGGCGGGGGCAUUUGCCAUUGUGGCAGUCCUAUGGAUUUUACUGCAAACCAUAGGAAUCUUAGGACAUCCUCAGGCGAUACACGAUGAGAGGAUCUCUCUGUAUUUUCAACCGCAUGGAUUUGGUGACUCGAAGAUAAACCGGCCUUUCCUCGAUUCCGAGGAGAUUGAGUUCUCAAAUCUUCCAGCAGUGAGUGAACAUGCUCUGAAUAAUUCCAUUAAUUAUGGAAUUACACAGUCAAAACGAAUCGCUAGAUUAGAAAAAAAUCUAGUCAAUGCUGGGAUUGGAUUGACUGAUGAUACACCCACCCAUUCCCACUAUUUAUAUGCGUCUCCGAGUGAAGAUGCACUUGAUCUGCAAUUAGAGGCGGAUGUUGUUGCAAAGGCUUCAAUGUAUCUUCUUCAGCAUUUUUGUCAAAGAUUUGGCCGAAGUAACGAAGCCUGUGCUAGUUUCGUCUCGACAUUUAAGCUACAGGGCACGAGUAUUGGAGAAUCAUGUGCUGCUAAACAAAUAGUACCUUGUCGAGCCAAUGCUCGUUAUCGCUCCAUUGAUGGAUCUUGCAAUAAUCUUGAGAAUCCACGAUGGGGUAGUGCACUGACUGCCUACUCGAGAAUUCUAUUUCCCUCCUAUGCAGACGGAAUUGAAAGCCCACGGAGAGCUUCGCAGAAGCCCAAUUCAUUACCAGGAGCCAGAGUUAUCAGCACGAGUCUGACGAGGAGUGCUGAUCAAUUCGACGUUUCCAGGACACUCGCUGUCAUGCAGUGGGGACAAUUCAUUGCUAAUGAUAUGGCUCAUACUGUUGUACGGAAAAUGGUUACAACGAAGGAGCCCAUUUCCUGCUGCACGUCAGAUGGAAACUUCCUCGCCCCUCGUCAUAUACAUCCACAUUGUGCAUAUAUUCCAGUGCCUGAAAAAGAUCCUGUCUAUGGACAGCAACAACAGCGUUGCAUGAAUUACGUACGAUCGUUGCCGGUUGUUAAAACUGAUUGUACUUUCGGACCCAUCCAACAGAUGAACCAAGUAACACACUUCUUGGAUGGUUCAACAAUCUACGGAGCUGAUGAUGCGAGAGCCGAAGAAUUGAGAACAUUCCAAGGUGGAAAAUUACAUGUGGAUGAUCAUGAGGGGCUUUCCUACUUACCAAAGGCUGAUCACAAUACGUCUGUUGAUGUUUGUGAUGAUCCUGAUAAUUGUUAUAAAGCAGGGGACGAUCGAGUGAAUUUCGAACCUUCUUUGGCCGUAAUGCACACAAUUUGGGUGCGAGAGCAUAACAGAAUAGCAGAGAAGCUCUCGAAAAUGAAUCCAACGUGGUCAGACGAGAAAUUGUAUCAAGAAAGUAGACAAAUAGUUAUCGCUGAAAUUCAGCACAUCACCUAUGAAGAGUGGCUUUCAACUAUUCUGGGAAAGACAUACGCACGUGUCCUGGGCUUUGUUUCGAAUGCUGAGAACGGUCGAAUAAAUUACAAUCAGUACGAGGAUCCCGCUGUAAGCAACGAAGCCGCGACAGCUGUUCUGAGAUUCCUCUAUUCAUUGAAACGAGGCGAGUUGAGUAUAACCGAUGAUCAGAGGCGUAACAAUGGAUCACUGAAAUUAUCCGAGCAUUUCUACAAACCAAGAGUCAUCGAGAAUGAAGGAACUUUUGAUGGUCUUCUUCGUGGUUUGACUAGUCAGACUUGUGGCAAGAUGGAUAUGAAUUUUGUUGCUGAUGUGACUCAAAGUCUCUUCAGAACAAAUAAAAAUGGAUUGGGCCUCGACGUUAUCAGCUUAGACAUUCAGCGUGGUCGUGAUCAUGGUCUUCCUGGUUAUAAUCACUAUCGCAAGUACUGUGGACUUCCUUCAGCAACAACUUUCGAUGAUUUCCUUGAUCAAAUUCCACGAGAGAUUGUAAAGAAAUUACAAGGGCUCUAUAACCACCCCCACGACGUUGACCUAAUCGUUGGUGGUAUGGUGGAGAGGCCUGCCGACGACAGUAUUUUGGGGCCAACAUUCCGAUGUUUAUUAGCUGAACAAUUUGCCAGAACUCGAUGGACUGAUCGUUAUUUCUAUGAUUCCAUGGCCCAACCCCAUCCAUUCACAAACGAACAAUUAACUCAAAUACGUCGGACGACGUUGGCCCGAGUUAUCUGUGACAAUGGCAAUCACAUAUCUAGAAUGCAGCCUAAUGCAUUUUUACGUAUUCAAGGAGGAAAUGAAAUGGCUUCGUGCACUGAUUUUGAAGCAAUUCCAAGUGUCGAUCUGUUUGCAUUUGCUGAAAAAGAUAAGGCAUAUCGCUGAGCGAUUUUUCUUUCAUGUUUAUGUACCUGGCGGAUGAAUAUCCAGACUUGGUUUCAGGACCGAGACCAGGAUAGUGAUUAAGGGGCGAUAAUACCACAUCAAAUGAUCAUUGGGCGUUCAGAAUAUUGAUGAAUAGCUCAGUGACAAUGGCUUAUAAUUAUGUAAUGUUGAUAGUUUCUAUGUAAUUUGAGGCAGGAAAACGAUCUGUGCAGUGGUGAAUGAUACAAACGAUAAAUAAUUAUUUAAAGAUUCUGUUUGAGGAAAGAGUUCAACGGGGAUUGAAUUUUUGCAGAUUAAAAAAUGACUCAUUGUUCCAAUUUUUUAAACGAUUUAUCCAAUAGACUGUGUAUCAUCUAACUGACGACAUUAGGUACAACACUUACUAUUUAAGACAUAGAUUAGCUUUAUAAUGAUACUCAUUGAAAUACACAUUUUUUUAUGAAAGAAA
Messenger RNA from Diachasmimorpha longicaudata, 3001 nucleotides. Its product is annotated as peroxidase-like. Gene Ontology annotation, biological process: response to oxidative stress. The record is from RefSeq and is a predicted model, not a curated record. The coding region runs from base 205 to 2553 and encodes 782 amino acids. NCBI's taxonomy places the organism in Eukaryota, Metazoa, Arthropoda, Insecta, Hymenoptera, Braconidae. Gene Ontology annotation, molecular function: peroxidase activity; heme binding. The transcript is spliced from 11 exons.